AUGAUCCUGGGUUUGAGUCCCCGAUGCCCCCUCCUGGUGAUGCUCUGCCUCCUGGGCAUCUCCUGCCAGGCGUGGGCUGGCACGGACGCCUCGCCGCAGCCAGCCGUCACUGCAGCUUCCUUCCUGCAGGAUCUCCUGCGCCGGUACGGCGAGAGCGACAUGCUGACCCUGCAGCAGCUCAAGGCCCUGCUGAAUCGCCUCGACGUGGGGGUGGGGCACGAGAACAUCUCCCGAUCGGAGCCGCAGCGCAGGAACCUCUCCCGGUGCUUCAGCUCCUCCGAGCUCUUUGCCGCCCACAACCUGAGCGAAGGGUCCCAUGUUGGCCCGAGCAAGUUCCAGGAGUUCUGCCCGACCAUCCUGCAGCAGCUGGAGUCUCGGGCGUGCACGGCAGAGAACCUAGAGAACGAGGAGAAUGAGCAGACGGAGGAGGGGAAGCCCAGCUCGGCGGAAGUCUGGGGUUACGGUUUCCUCUGCGUGACCGUCAUCUCCCUCUGCUCCCUGGUGGGAGCCAGCGUGGUGCCCUUCAUGAAGAAGACCUUUUACAAGCGGCUGCUCCUCUACUUCAUAGCUCUGGCGAUUGGAACUCUCUACUCCAAUGCCCUCUUCCAGCUCAUCCCCGAGGCCUUUGGAUUCAACCCUCAGGAGGAUUAUUAUGUCUCCAAAUCUGCAGUGGUCUUUGGGGGCUUUUACUUGUUCUUCUUCACAGAGAAAAUCCUGAAGAUGCUUCUCAAGCAGAAAGAUCAGCACCAUCAUGGGCACAGCCACUACAGCCCUGAGACCCUCCCCUCCAAGAAGGACCAGGAGGAAGGGGUCACUGAAAAACUGCAGAAUGGGGACAUGGAUCACAUGAUCCCUCACAGAACCAGUGAGCUAGAGUGCAAGAACCCAUCUGUGGAUGAGAAGGUCAUUGUGGGCUCUCUGUCUGUCCAGGACCUGCAGGCUUCCCAAAGUGCGUGCUACUGGCUGAAGGGGGUGCGAUACUCUGACAUUGGCACACUGGCCUGGAUGAUCACCCUGAGUGACGGGCUCCACAACUUCAUCGACGGCCUGGCCAUCGGUGCCUCCUUCACCGUGUCUGUCUUCCAAGGGAUCAGCACCUCCGUGGCCAUCCUCUGCGAGGAGUUCCCCCAUGAGCUGGGUGAUUUCGUCAUCCUGCUAAACGCCGGAAUGACAAUCCAGCAGGCGCUCUUCUUCAACUUCAUCUCGGCCUGCUGCUGCUACCUAGGACUGGCCUUUGGGAUCCUGGCCGGCAGCCACUUCUCUGCCAACUGGAUCUUUGCUCUGGCUGGUGGGAUGUUCCUCUACAUUGCGUUGGCUGAUAUGUUCCCAGAGAUGAAUGAAGUGAGCCAGGAGGACGAGCGGAACGGCAGUGCCUUGAUUGCCUUCGCUAUCCAGAACGCAGGGCUGCUGACCGGAUUCAUUAUCAUGCUGCUGCUCACCAUGUUCUCAGGCCAGAUCCAGAUAGGGUAG
Emys orbicularis (European pond turtle) is the source of this 1470-nucleotide messenger RNA. It is a transcript of the gene SLC39A14, whose product is annotated as solute carrier family 39 member 14. Gene Ontology annotation, biological process: zinc ion import across plasma membrane; intracellular monoatomic cation homeostasis. Gene Ontology annotation, cellular component: plasma membrane. Bases 1 to 1470 code for a protein of 489 amino acids. The record is from RefSeq and is a predicted model, not a curated record. Gene Ontology annotation, molecular function: zinc ion transmembrane transporter activity; monoatomic cation:bicarbonate symporter activity. Lineage: Eukaryota; Metazoa; Chordata; Testudines; Emydidae. The transcript is spliced from 8 exons.